UUACGUCUUCAAGUCCUUUCCGAACAGAAUUAUGUUAAGCUUAAAAAAGUUGUUCCUGUUUACACUAAUUUCGCUUGUAUCUUCCUCGACUACCCCGAAGCAGGAUGAAACACGAGUUGUGAACGGGAAAGACGCCAAAACGGGUCAGUUCCCCUAUCAAGCUUUGGUAAUCGUCCAUCUUGCCAAUGGACAGAGUGCACUAUGCGGAGGAAGUUUGCUGAGUAGUGAAUGGAUUCUCACAGCAGGUCACUGCGUAGAGGAGGCAAAAUCUUUCAACAUAACGCUCGGAUCAAUUGCAUUGGGCAGCCAAAACGAAGACGUUGGCCGCAUCGUGCUGAACUCCGAGGAAUUCAUUCGCCAUGAAGACUACAAUGCUGGAUCCGCCUCGAACGACAUAGCCGUGAUAAAACUUCCCGAAAAAGUUACCUUCACCGACAACAUUCAACCCGUGAAACUGGCGAGCGAUAAGGACAGUUUUGCGAGACAAAAAGUUAUCGUUAGCGGGUUCGGUCAGCAGAAGGAUGGUGGCAAUGUGGCACAAAAUUUACAGUAUGCAGAACUGGAAGUUAUAACCAAUACGCAAUGCAUGCUGGUUUACGGACCACUAGCAAUCAAGUCAAGCAGUAUCUGUGCUCGGGGACCGAACGGAGAAUCCGCAUGCCAUGGUGACUCCGGAGGACCGUUAGUUUUGGAGCAGGAUAAGACGCAGGUGGGGGUAGUCAGCUUCGGACAUCUCGUUGGAUGUGAGAAGAGUAUCCCGGUGGUCUAUGCGCGUGUGACCGAAUUUAGGGAGUGGAUAAAGGAAAAGACGGGAGUGUAA
Toxorhynchites rutilus septentrionalis is the source of this 820-nucleotide messenger RNA. Its product is annotated as collagenase-like. The coding region runs from base 32 to 820 and encodes 262 amino acids. The transcript has a single exon. Gene Ontology annotation, molecular function: serine-type endopeptidase activity. Gene Ontology annotation, biological process: proteolysis. The record is from RefSeq and is a predicted model, not a curated record. Lineage: Eukaryota; Metazoa; Arthropoda; Insecta; Diptera; Culicidae.